This is a messenger RNA of Cottoperca gobio, 930 nucleotides long. Its product is annotated as transcription factor BTF3-like. The record is from RefSeq and is a predicted model, not a curated record. Bases 93 to 590 code for a protein of 165 amino acids. The transcript has 6 exons. NCBI's taxonomy places the organism in Eukaryota, Metazoa, Chordata, Actinopteri, Perciformes, Bovichtidae.
CAUCUUAUCCAUCUCCGUACGCCACUUCCGGUCUUCACUCCUUUCUCUGAGCUUCUAUCGACUGUGUGACCCGCGUGUUUACACACUCCCAGAUGAAGGAGUCGAUAAUGAACCAGGAGAAGCUCGCCAAACUGCAGGCGCAGGUCCGCAUAGGUGGCAAGGGGUCGGCACGCAGAAAGAAGAAGGUGGUGCACAGAACGGCAACAGCAGAUGACAAGAAGCUGCAGUUCUCCCUCAAGAAACUGGGAGUCAACAACAUCUCUGGCAUUGAAGAGGUGAAUAUGUUCACAAACCAGGGGACAGUGAUCCACUUCAAUAACCCAAAGGUUCAGGCGUCCUUGGCUGCCAACACCUUUACGAUCACAGGGCACGCUGAGAACAAGCAGCUCACAGAGAUGCUCCCAGGAAUCCUAAACCAGCUGGGAGCCGACAGUCUUACCAGCCUCAGGAGAUUAGCAGAGAACCUGCCCAAACCAGCUGGAGAGAACAAAGCCCCUAUGGUUGCUGUUGAAGAGGAGGAGGAGGAGGAUGAUGAGGUUCCAGAUCUUGUUGAAAACUUUGACGAGGCUUCAAAGGACGAGGCCAACUAACAAACACCAGCACACAUUUCAAGGCCCCUCUUGACACACUGUACUUUGACACAGCAACAUUUUGUAAUUGUUCAUCUCUGUAAUUGCUCUGUGGCUACAAACUAAAGUUGCUUUUUAAUUGUAACCAUGACAAUUGGGAUAAAACAAGUCAAAUUGACUCUGUGGCAACUGUUACUUACCCUUUUGUUUUUGCCUCGUUCUGCAGUACAUACAAAAUUAUUUAAUUCAGUGGAAUGUGCAAACCUCUCUCUUUCACAUGCUGCCCGGCCGCAUUGUGAUGCCCACACAUCAAACAUGUAUCAGUGAAAUUAAUCAUGGAAUAAAAUUUUUUGAAAGAAAA